AUGGAUCGCAGGGCACAUGGUGCGGUCAAUAGUGACCACACCGUGGUCACUAUUGUGCCCUGCGAUCCCCCGGCCGGGAGCUUCUUGGAUGUGAUAUGCCGUCUAAAGAGCCCCGCCCAUUCAGAUGCGCCGAGUGGGAACCUGUCAAAAUUUGUAAAGGGCAACGAUGCCUGUUUACAUACAAGUGAUCCUCUGGCUGUAGACCCGGCGGAUCGCUUUUCUGAGGUGCUGGUCUGUGCGCCCCCUCUGCUGGUCCCGAGCUCCGUUGUGUCUGGUGCAAGCCCGGGACCAGCAUGUGGCUCUUUGACAGAAACCACUUGGGAGGCCAGUGACACCAGUUAUGAUGAGUUCUCCGCUUGUGAGAUGCCUCCAAUUAGCAUAUGGAAAAUGUACUCGGAAUUAUCAUCUUCAUUCACAUCAGAGCCUUGGCUGUCGCAGAUAUGCCAGGUUGAAAAUAGAGGCACGGCAUGUUGGAUUCAGGACAGGCGCAGAAUGAGUUUAAAAAAUGACACUGGACAUGAGAAGGCGUCUUACAACCUAUACGUUUAUCCCCAGCUCGCUGGAGAGGACUCAAACUGUUGCACUGUUCUGGCCACAAAAGAAUCAUUAGCUUCUGAUGUAGUCAAGAAUGCAGUUGCUGCUCUUGGUCUGGACACUUCCAAAACUUAUGUUCUGGCAGAGGUGAAGGAGUCGGGAGGAGAGGAGUGGAUCCUGGAUCCCAAUGACUCCCCAGUACAAAGAGUGCUUCUGUGGCCACGUAAGGCUUUGGACAGGCACCCACAGGCAGAAGGGUACUAUUUCCUUCUACAAGAGAAGAACCAGGAUGGGACCAUUAAGUAUGUCCAUCUGCCUCUUGUUUCAGAAGAGGAAAAAGCCAGGAGGCUUGUGGAGCGCGGGUUUCUCCCUCGAUCCCAGGAACAUUUCAAUGACUUGUGUAACUUGCCCAAACUAACGGAGUCAGCCAUCUUGGGAAACCUUAAAACCCGUUUUCUAAAGCACAAAAUCUAUACAUACGCAGGAAGUAUCCUUAUAGCCAUCAACCCAUUUAAAUUCUUGCCCAUCUAUAAUCCAAAAUAUGUCAAAAUGUAUGACAAUCACCAGCUCGGCAAGCUAGAGCCUCACAUUUUUGCCAUCGCGGAUGUGUCUUACCAUACUAUGUUGAAGAAGAAAGUCAACCAGUGCAUAGUUAUUUCUGGUGAAAGUGGCUCUGGAAAGACGCAAAGCACCAAUUUCCUAAUACACUGUUUGACAGCACUGAGUCAGAAAGGACAUGCUAGCGGUGUUGAGAGGACCAUACUAGGAGCAGGACCUGUGCUUGAGGCUUUUGGAAACGCCAAAACAGCACACAAUAACAACUCCAGCCGCUUUGGAAAGUUCAUCCAGGUCAAUUAUUUGGAGAGCGGCAUUGUGCGCGGAGCUGUGGUGGAAAAAUACCUACUUGAGAAAUCCCGACUUGUAUCUCAGGAAAAGAAUGAAAGAAAUUAUCAUGUUUUCUAUUACUUGCUCCUUGGGGCUUCAGAGGAUGAAAAGAAAGCUUUCCAGCUCAAGCAGCCUGAAGACUACUUUUACCUCAACCAGAAUAACUUUAAGGUGGAGGAUGGAGAAGAUCUUCGACAUGAUUUUGAAAGGUUGAAGCAAGCUAUGGAAAUGGUUGGAUUCCUCCCAGCUACAAGAAAACAGAUAUUUUCAGUUUUGUCAGCUAUUCUGUAUUUGGGAAAUGUCACGUACACGAAGAAGGCGACUGGGAGAGAUGAGGUACUUGAUGUGGGCCCUUCUGAGGUGCUUGAUUCCUUGUCACAGUUGCUUCAGGUUAAGAGGGAAAUGCUCGUCGAAGCUCUGACCAAGAGAAAAACGGUUACUGUAAAUGAGAAACUCAUCCUGCCUUAUAGCCUCAAUGAGGCUGUUACUGCCCGUGAUUCAAUGGCAAAAUCUCUGUACAGUGCCUUGUUUGAUUGGAUAGUCCUCCGGAUAAACCAUGCUUUGCUCAACAAAAAAGAUGUGGAGGAGUCCGUCAAUUGCUUAUCUAUUGGAGUCCUUGAUAUCUUUGGGUUUGAAGACUUUGAAAACAAUAGCUUUGAACAGUUCUGCAUUAAUUAUGCCAAUGAGCAGCUCCAGUAUUACUUCAACCAGCACAUCUUCAAGUUAGAACAGGAGGAAUACCAAUGUGAAGGAAUUAGCUGGCACAAUAUUGAUUAUACAGAUAAUGUUGGCUGCAUACAGUUGAUCAGCAAGAAACCAACAGGUCUCUUCUACCUGCUGGAUGAAGAAAGCAAUUUCCCUCACGCCACAUACCGUACACUGCUUGCCAAGUUCAAGCAGCAACAUGAGGAUAAUAAGUAUUUUGUGGCAACACCUGUCAUGGAGCCAGCGUUCAUCAUUCGUCAUUUUGCAGGCAAAGUCAAGUACCAGAUCAAGGACUUCCGUGAGAAAAAUACAGAUUACAUGAGGCCCGACAUUGUUGCUCUUCUCCGUAGCAGUGACAGUGCUUACAUCCGUGAACUAAUUGGAAUGGACCCAGUGUCUGUCUUCCGGUGGGCUGUAUUACGAGCUGCAAUUAGAUCAAUGGCUGUGCUCAAUGAGGCAGGCAGGCAGCAUGCAGAAAAGACAGCAGGUGUGAUACGAAAAGGACCUAGGACUCCUUUAGGAGAGUUGCAGAAGUCAAAUGCUGCUGUGGACAAACUAUAUCGCCACUCUCUCCUCGAUUUCUCCUAUGAUUGCGCCGAGGAUUAUGAUAUAGAUGUGUUUGAAGACAUCAUAAGUAUAUAUGAAAGCAAAAAAGAGCGACAUUCUCAGCUGAUGAACAGCAUAAAGGGACUCUCCUGGCAGGGGGAUGACCCAGCCAAUGUACUGCGCACCCUUUCCCUACGCAGGCACUCCCGGCUCCACUUACAGAAAUCUAAAAGUGGCCGCCAAAAGCAGCUGAUUCCAAAGAACCUGCUUGAUUCACAAUCUCUGAAAUUAAUCAUGAGCAUGACUCUUCAUGACCGAACUACCAAGUCCCUCCUUCACUUGCACAAGAAAAAGAAACCACCCAGUAUAAGUGCACAAUUUCAGGCAUCGCUAAACAAGCUUUUAGAAACACUAGGAAAAGCUGAACCUUUCUUCAUCAGAUGCAUUCGCUCAAAUUCUGAAAAGAUGGAAAUGACCUUUGAUGAAGCUCUGGUACUUCAGCAGCUUCGAUACACAGGAAUGCUUGAAACUGUGCGGAUUCGGAGAUCUGGAUAUAGUGCCAAAUACCCCUACCAGGAAUUCAAAGGCCAGUUUCAGGUGCUUUUACCCAAGUCAUCUACAGAUCUGAAAGCUGACAUCACAUCUCUGCUAAAUAGACUGUGCUUAGACCCACAUAAUUACCAACUGGGAAAAACAAAGGUGUUUAUGAAGGAGCCAGAACGGCAAAAGCUGCAGGACACCCUUCACCAGGCUGUUAUUAAGAAGAUUAUCCUGCUGCAAAGUCUUUUUCGCAUGGUUGUUGACAGGAGGAACUUUCUGAGAAUGAAAUCUGCAGCUGUCAUUAUACAGGCUUGCUGGAGAUCGUAUCAUGUGCGAUGUGGGUUGCAGGCUAGGAAGAAUGCAGCAGUGUGUAUCCAGGCUGCUUGGAAGAGUUAUGUACAGAGAAAGAUCUAUGUUAAGCAGAUCUGGUUGAUCCAGAUAUUGCAGGCAUAUUGCAGAGGAUUCCUGCAGAGACAAAGAGUCAGAGUCUUGCUGGAGGAAAAAUGGAAAGCAGAGGAAGAGAAGCGGAAGCAGGACGCUAUUGAAAAGGAGAGGCAAGCUCUGUUAGAAAAUACUCAAAGAGAAGAACAAAUAAAAUUGGAGGAGGAGGCCAAAAGGCAGGCUAAGAUGAGGCAAAUAGGUGCCUCCAAAAUAGAGCCUGUAAAACCCAGUAAAUCUGAAGAUUAUACAAAUGAAAAAAAGAUGGACAAAGAGCCAGUGAGGAAAGAAGGAAGCAAUUUCAAAACAACUGAAGAGGAGGAGAGGAUACUAAAAGAGAAUGAGCGUAAUAGGACAGUUAAAGAAGAUAAUUUAGGUGAAGACGGCAUUUCUCAUGCACAACAACAAACGGGUGUUAAGGACAAUGCCCCUGCAUCAAAUGAAGAUCCUUGGCUACCAAUGAGCCCCAAAACUGAAAAACCUUCAGAGAAAACUUCUGCCAGGACUGAAAGAGAGAAUAGAAGGCAGAGAUGUCUGAUGCAUGACAUGCUGCAAAAUAAACAUAUAUCCACCUCGCUGGUUGAGGGUGAAAAGGGGGAAGAUGGUGCUAAAGAACAACUUCAGAACGAGCUUACUGUGGUACCUCAAGAGGAAAAGUCAGACAAAGAGAAAGAAGUAGCUAAAGUAAAAAUGACUUAUAUGGGGAAUCCUGAUGUAGGGAAACCUGUAAGGCCCUCAGAUCUCCAGUUAAAUAUUCAACAGGCUUCACAAAAGCAGUCUUUAGAGGAGAACACGCAAAACACACCGCAGGAUGCAGAUGUUCCCAGCAUUGGCAUAAUACAGAGGUACAGUGAUCACGAGAAGCUACGAAACAAAGCCGAAAAGUGGAAAGAAAAAAGGCAAACUGAAGCUAACCUGACUGAGCCUGCAAGCAUGCCUGAUGGAGAUGAAGUGUGCAUUCGACAGGACAGCAAAGAAAUGCCACCAAGGGGAAAGGCAAUUGUUGGAACAAUACAAGCUUCAAAGGAUACACAGUCUCCCAGUAUUCCUCAGCCACCGCCUAUGUCAGUUGACACUGAUAAGGAACAAAUUAAGCCUAUUCUUCAGAAAAAGAAAUCCAGUGAAAACAAGGCUCACCCAGACUGCACUGCACAUUCCACAGACAAGCAUACUUACAAGAGCCCCCUAUACAGGCUUUUGGGAAUGAAGCCUGACAAAAAGAACAGUAAAGAUGGACCACUCACUCCAGAGUGCACAGAACAGCUAUCUUUCCCACACUUGACCCAAGAACCUUCAGCAACAAAACGUUCUGUAGAUGGUUCAGCUGUCACAGGGCAAUCUGGUCGUCCAUCUCCAACAGAGCCACAGAGUAAAAUUCGAAGGAAUCGAUCAAUUAAAAUUGGUAAAGCUGCCACUGUGUCUGAAACAUGGAAUGCAUCCUUGUGCCGAGAGAUCACCAACUCUACUGAACUGAAACACCUUGAUGACUUCUUGUUUGCUAAGCUUAACACCCUACAUCAAGAUAAAACAGCUAUUGAAGGUCUACUCUACAAAGCAAUGGAAAUGUUCAGAGAAAAUCUCAAGUUAAUGUACUCUUCUCCAAAAGGGCACUUUCAUGCUAGCUACAAAGAUCUUAUGGAUAAUUUCCAGCUUCUUGUAAACAACCUAAACAAAGAAAGAAACGAGAAGGAUGUGAAGCUUGUCCUUAACCUCUUCCAGUCCUUUUUGGAUGAGUUUACACGCGGAUACUCAAAGAGGGAUGACGGCGAACCACACAAGCAGAGAAAAUCUCAGAAGAAGAAAAGGAAACAGGAUCAAAAUGUUGAAUCCCAUGGACAUGUAUUUAUGAGCUCCCAAGUAAGCAUUGGGCAGUCCUGUGAACAUUGCAGUUCCAAUAUCUGGCCUAUGGAGAAGGCUUAUCUUUGCAGUGCCUGCAAGACAAUCUGCCACAAAAAAUGUCUGAGUAAGAUGCAGAUCCGCUGUGCACCUGUUGGAGUAAAAAGUAACCAGGGCAAUCACUUUGGCGUUCAUGUGGCUGACUUAACCGAGACAACUUCUGUACCUCUUGUUAUGGAGGUACUUCUUGAAUAUCUGGAAAUGCACGGCUUGUACACAGAGGGUAUCUAUCGCAAAUCUGGGGCAGCCAACUGCAUGCGAGAGCUUAAAAUAUCCUUGGAAAAAG
Molecule: messenger RNA, 5830 nt
Organism: Nanorana parkeri
Lineage: Eukaryota; Metazoa; Chordata; Amphibia; Anura; Dicroglossidae
Gene: MYO9B
Product: myosin IXB
Exons: 36
Biological process (GO): intracellular signal transduction
Cellular component (GO): myosin complex
Molecular function (GO): protein binding; microfilament motor activity; ATP binding
Source: RefSeq, a predicted model, not a curated record